Messenger RNA from Striga hermonthica, 942 nucleotides. NCBI's taxonomy places the organism in Eukaryota, Viridiplantae, Streptophyta, Magnoliopsida, Lamiales, Orobanchaceae. The record is from the annotation of a GenBank genome assembly.
UGUUAUCUCGUCAGCCUUGUCGAUGAUUAUUCGAAGGCACGAUCACCUCAUGACGUCCCUAUUGUUCGUGAGUUCGUGGACGUGUUUUCGGACGAGCUUCCAGGAGGACCGCCUAACAAGAUGGAGUUCUCUAUUGAUCUUAUUCCAGGGGUCGGUCCAGUUUCUAAAGCACCCUAUCGUAUGGCGCCAAAAGAAUUGCAGGAGCUUAAGGUGCAAAUUCAGGAGUUAUUACGACUCGGUUUCAUUCGGCCGAGCGUUUCACCUUGGGGACCACCCGUUCUUUUUGUCAAGAAGAAGGACAGAUCCAUGCGUAUGUGUAUCGACUACCGGGAUCUUAACCGGUUGACGAUCAAGAACAAGUACCCGCUUCCCAGGAUUGAUAAUUUAUUUGAUCAGCUGAGGGGAGCUUGUGUUUUCUCUAACAUUGAUUUGCGAUCAGGCUACCAUCAGCUGAAAAUCAAGGAAUCAGACAUUCCCAAGACUGCUUUCCAUACUCGUUACAACCAUUACGAGUUCAUUGUCAUGCCUUUUGGUCUCAGCAAUGCCCCUGCUGUAUUCAUGGAUCUGAUGAACCGUAUUUUCCAUCCCUAUCUUGAUCAGUUUGUCAUUAUUUUCAUUGAUGAUAUCCUUAUCUACUCAAAGAGCCAAAAGGAACACGAGAAGCAUCUGAGGGUUGUUCUUGAGACCCUUAGACGAGAAAAAUUAUAUGCAAAAUUCUCCAAGUGCGAAUUCUGGCUUCGGCGAGUAGCUUUUCUUGGUCAUGUGAUUACGCAAGCAGGUAUUGAGGUCGAUCCUUCCAAGCUUGCAGCCGUUCAGAACUGGUCAACACCGAAGAGUCCGUCCGAGGUUCGCAGUUUUCUCGGUUUGGCUGGUUAUUACCGCAGAUUCAUUGAGGGCUUUUCCAAGAUUGCCCUUCCUUUAUGCCAGCUGACGAGGAAGUCU